AUGUUAAGGCAUUCUACUCAAAAUGAGGCUAAAUUAAAACAACACGUUAGCCAAGCUCAAGAAAUUAUUAAAGAACUUAAAGAAGGAUAUGACAAAAAUUCAAAAAGUUUCAAUGAAAUUACUGAGGCAUAUCAAAAUGAACAAAUUGCACAUAAUAAAACAUUACAAGAACUAAAUGAAUUAAGGCUAGCACAAAAAAGUAUGUGCAGUAAUAUGACGAUGUGUGCAGCAGUAGAAAUUGUAAUAAAAAAUGGUAAAGUUACUGGUCUUAAUAUGAAAGAAAGUUUAGAUGCCACAAGAGAUGAUGCAAUGAUGCAAUUAAAUUUAAUGACUCGUAAAGUGGAUGAAUUAAGAAGAGAACUGACCGCAACAAAAGUAGAAACAACUAAAAGGAAUGAAGAAGUUGAAAAAGAAAGAAAAAACUCACAAGAACUUAUGCGAAAAAUUGAAUUAAUGAAGACUGAAAGUAUUAAUUUACAAAAUGAUAUUAAGUUAAAAGAUAAUGAAAUUGAAGAACUUAAGAAAAAGAUAGAGGAAGAAAAUUCUCAUCAAAAAAAAACUACAUCAAGUAAAGAACAAAAAAUACAAUUUAUGCUAAAAAAAAAAUAUCAAAAUCUUAGAAAUGAUAGAAAAUCAGAUAGACGACAAUUCAUUUCUAGUAUAAAUAGUGAUAAUGUAGAAACAGGUGAUAAUGCGUUACAAAAUAAUACAGAAGAAAUUGAUAAUCCACUUGCCCCUAAACAAAUUCAAAAACCAAAUAGAAGUUCUUUUACUCCAAUAAUUGAAAAAAGUAAUUCAUUAGCAAAUAUUCUAAAUGAUACAAAUAGUGGGUUAUUUUCUAAAUCAAGUAGUUCCUGUUUUAACCCAUUAAAUGCUUUAAGUAGUAAUACCUCUUCUAUAACUAGUUCUUCAACACAAAGCACUCCAUGUAAUUUAUUAUUACCUCAAACAGAUAGUAAGUCAAAAAUACUUAGAAGAAAGAAGUCUUCAUCAAAAUUACUAAGUAGUAAUUUAGAUUCAAUGAUUAGUGAUGUAAUAUUAAAUGAUAGGAAUAUAAGUGAUAUAGGGAUAAUAGAAGAUGGGAUUGUAAUUGUCUAUACUACAAAAGAAGGGAGUCGAGAAG
Entamoeba dispar SAW760 is the source of this 1123-nucleotide messenger RNA. RefSeq lists its product as uncharacterized. NCBI's taxonomy places the organism in Eukaryota, Evosea, Mastigamoebida, Endamoebidae. The transcript has a single exon. The annotation marks the transcript as partial. The record is from RefSeq and is a predicted model, not a curated record.